Messenger RNA from Menidia menidia (Atlantic silverside), 1659 nucleotides. NCBI's taxonomy places the organism in Eukaryota, Metazoa, Chordata, Actinopteri, Atheriniformes, Atherinopsidae. The record is from the annotation of a GenBank genome assembly.
AUGGCUCAACGUCUCAUAACCCAGAUGCCACUCAGACAGCGGAAGUGGAGGAUUGAGAGAGCUGCGUUUGACGCCUUUGGGUUCCUCGCACGCAGCAGCGCCAUUUCGCCUCGCAACGUUUAUGCCGUAGCAUUCACAAAAAAACCGUUCCACACACGCUUGUUCCUUCAAGCCUUGGACCAGACAUCCCGCACGCCUCGCCACCGAGCUGGCAGAAUGGCAUACCCACCUUGGCCUAAAGGGCAGAAACUUGUUCACUUAGAUUUGAAAGGUGCCCCUCCAAGAACUGAAUACCUUCAUAAGCUAAUCGAGCUAUUCUCCAAGCUCGGAGUAGACAGCCUGCUGGUGGAGUAUGAAGACAUGUUUCCGUACAAGGGGGAGCUCCAGCUGCUCCAGGCCACAGCACAGCCGGCCUACAGCCAAGAGGAAGUGCUGUCCAUUCAGGAAUUUGCCAGGUCAAAGGGCAUGGAGGUUAUACCACUGGUGCAGACAUUUGGACACAUGGAGUUCGUGUUGAAGCACCGGUCCAUGUGGCACCUUAGGGAGGUAUCACACUGUGUGGGCACCUUGAAUCCACACAAAGAGGAGGGAUUGAAACUGUUGCUAGAGAUGCUGAGGCAGGUAGUUGAUCUGCAUCCUGGCCUGAAGACGCUGCACAUCGGAGCAGAUGAGGUUUACAUGCUUGGUGAUGGUGAGGACUCUAAACAAUGGCUGUCUUCUCCUGGACGUACUAUGGAGCAACUUUUCCUGUGUCAUGUGACCAAGGUGGUCAAAGCUAUUAAGCAGGAGUGGCCUCACAUGACCAUCAUAAUGUGGGACGAUAUGUUGAGGGGUAUGAGCCAAGACACACUGAAAGCCAGUGGUCUGAUAGGACUUGUGGAGCCCAUGUUAUGGGACUACACCCCCAAUCUGGAUGUGGAUAAAACUGUGUCUUUGCUGGAGAAGUAUUGCAGUGCCGGUAUGUCAGACUUGUGGGCUGCCAGCUCCUUUAAAGGCUCCACAACUGUUUACACUUGUGUGACCAGCACACAGAGACAUGUUGAUAAUCAUUUGCAGUGGCUAAAGGUCGCUGCCCAUCUGUCCACUGGUGUAAAGCUGAAAGGCAUUGCCCUCACAGGCUGGCAAAGGUAUGACCAUCUGUCAGUCCUGUGUGAACUGAUGCCUGUGGCUCUCCCAUCACUAGUAGCUUGUCUCCAGACUCUCAUCAAAGGUCAUUUCAGUGCUGAGGCUCACAGCAAAGUAACUGAGACACUUGGAGUAUCCUCAGUGGAAGUGGAGGCUAUGGAGAGGACAUAUGCUGUCGACCCACAGUUCCCGGGAAGGAAACUGGCCGAGUUGAUUGUCGAGCUCGAUUCUCUCCUUAACUCUGAGGAAUUGAGAUUUUUUGAAACUAGCAUGUUUGUAAGAGGAUGGUUCAGCCCCUACCACCGACAGAGAAAGAUGGUCACACCACUAAUCUCCAUGCAGAUUCACAGCCAAGCAUCAGUGUAUCUGGCAAUGCUACAACCAAAGGUGGAGGCAGUGAAAGAAGAGAUGAUGCAUCUUUAUCCAGAUUCAACUGCUCAUGAGUGGAUAGAGGAACAUGUCAGCCCUGUAAUGGCACCUUUACAGCAGAUAACACAAGAGAUCCAUGCCUGUUUGAAGGAAAUUGUGCCAUAA